Molecule: messenger RNA, 701 nt
Organism: Elaeis guineensis (African oil palm)
Lineage: Eukaryota; Viridiplantae; Streptophyta; Magnoliopsida; Arecales; Arecaceae
Product: large ribosomal subunit protein eL30
Cellular component (GO): cytosolic large ribosomal subunit
Molecular function (GO): structural constituent of ribosome; RNA binding
Source: RefSeq, a predicted model, not a curated record
UCUUGGCGGCCGGUGCCGACGAAGGUCAAGGGUUUUGCAUCGCCUUCCUUUCAUCCUCGGAACAAUGGCGCCCCCGAAGAAGGCGAAGAAGAGUGCUGAGAGCAUAAACAACCGGCUUGCUCUCGUUAUGAAGAGCGGGAAGUAUACCCUCGGGUAUAAGACGGUUCUAAGAUCCCUGAGGAAUUCUAAAGGGAAGCUGAUACUUAUUGCAAACAAUUGCCCUCCUCUCCGCAAGUCUGAAAUUGAGUAUUAUGCAAUGUUGUCUAAGGUUGGCGUACAUCAUUUUAAUGGGAAUAAUGUGGACCUCGGAACAGCUUGCGGCAAGUAUUUCCGUGUAAGCUGCCUUAGCAUCAUUGAUCCUGGUGACUCUGACAUCAUCAAGAGUAUCCCAGGUGACCAGUGAGAGAAUGGAGAGAAAUGUAGGUUGUACUUGUGAUUUAGGGAUUAAAUGUGGUCAAUCAGUCAAGUGCUUGCUUGGCCUAGGGUUGUUACCAACUAUAAUUAGCUGUGUGGAUUUUGAUUUCAAAUUGGUGCGAGAUAACUGAGCUAGAUUCAUCAUUUUGUUUGGACAUUUUGUCACAUUUUAUUGUGAAGGGAGACUGAUUCUUUUGCCCCAGGUGAGAUGUUUUAUAUUUUUUAUGGAUUGUGAAGCCAUAUUCUAAUUACAUUUUGGGUAAAUUAUGUUUAUAAUCCCGGACUAA